AUGCAACAUGCGACAAUGCUACCUCUCUUACACUUGUGUCGCCGCCAACAACAACAGCAACAACAACUAACACAAGUAGAUAAUCGCCCACUGCCGUGUACAGUGUACCGUGUGCCGUGCGUAGCAAGUGACGAGCCGCUGAAUGGGCAGUUAGCAAGCAGCAAGUAUGGCAAGUCAAAACCACAAAAGCAACAGCCGCAACUAUUGCACCACCACCAACAACACCACCACUACCACCAGCUGCCUACACCAGGAUGUGCUUUUCACAUGUACGACGGUGUUUCCGCCGAAAGUGAGGGCGUGCGAUUUAUACGCCUUCGAGAGGAUGCCGAGAUCGGCAAGGAAAUACUUUUACUCCGUGCCUAUCCACGUUCAACUAUAGCCCUAAAGAGUGUAGACAAUUCAGGGGACCACAAGUAUUUUGGAUUCACUGAGUUGAAUACAACAACUGUACGGAUAACAUUAGCACGUUCCGUUGAGGAUUUGGUUGAUCGUGAUGUGCCGAGAAAUCUAUUGAAAUUCCGAGUACUCUGUGCAGGUAAAAAUGAAAAGCUCGAAGAGGGAAGUUACAUGUCAAUUACUGUAUACAUCGAAGAUGUCAACGAUAAUGCACCGGAAUUUCUGAACACACCGUACAUCAUCGAUGUGGAUGAAAAUACGCCACCAGGCACCAUUGUUUUUGAGGGAAUACAGGCAUUCGAUCGUGAUAAACCGAAUACACCCAACUCGGAGGUACACUUUAGUAUGUCGACUGUACCGGAACAACUAUCCGCCGACGGCAGUCCGUAUUUCUCAUUGAAAAGUCCCCAUCGUCCAUUGUUAAUACUAAAGAAAGAAUUGGAUUUCGAUAAUGGCAUACGACUUUUCAAGCUGCCGCUCUUCGCUUGGGAUCGCGGCACGCCAGCCAAUCAGGUGAAUACCACAAUCACAAUCAAUAUACGAGAUGUGGACGACUUGCCACCAAAAUUUACUGAGGGUGUUUAUCGCACCAAAAUCAAUGAGUUCUAUCCCAUGACGGGUAUACCCAUACGCAUACCGCUUUAUUUCUCGCCGCCGAUCAUGGCCUUCGAUCAAGACUCGCUGAACGCCACGCUAAUAUACGAAAUCAUUUCGGGUAACGAGCGCAAACUUUUUCGGGUCAAUCCGAACAAUGGCAUUAUAUAUCUGCAAAAGGAAGUGGAUUUAGAGGAGGAGAGUUUGCCAGGAAACACUUUUGUGCUGCAGGUGGAGGCGCGCCAACGCGAAAAUCCGCUUAAGAAAGCUGUCGCCAGAAUUGAGGUGGAGGUGCUGGAUCUCAAUGAUAAUGUGCCUGAAUUUGAAGCGGAUUUUUACAAUAUUUCCAUUGUCGAAAAUUUACCCACCGGCUUCAGUGUGCUGCAAGUGAAUGCUGUCGAUCGCGAUCAAGGUGAAAAUGCCGAAUUCUUAUAUCAACUCACCGAGGAACCCGUGGCAGCUGGUGCUUUUCGUAUUGACACACGCACCGGUUGGAUUACGGUCAACGAUGAUCGUCUGCUCGAUCGAGAGCAACGUAAAUCAUUGCAUUUAAUGGUGGAAGCAAUCGAACGUAAUCCACCUUAUCUGCCCGAUGUUAAUCUGCGCAAACCAGGACCGAGCAGAGUGAAAGUCGAUAUAACUUUACUCGAUACAAAUGAUAACACGCCUAAAUUCGAGCAUGGCAAUUUGUAUGAAUUCAAAGUAUCUAUAACGGCGGCGGUGGGUUAUAAGGUGGGGCAAGUUGUGGCACUAGAUCCAGAUGAAGGCCCUAAUGGCUUGCUUUUGUAUGAACUGCAACGACCUAAAGGCAGUGGCUACAUACCGUUUAUAUUGGAUACCAAAAACGGUACGAUUUACGUUAAUGGACCACUGCGACGAGGUCGUAUGGCGGUGUUUGUGGAAGCGAGCGACCAGCCCAUAAAUCCAUCGGAACGCCGUUUUUCGCUUGCCGUCAUUACGAUUGAGGUGUACGCAACGAUCGAUGACCAAGUGAUUGAUUUUGUUGGUGCGCCGUAUGAGUUUUGGGUCGGCUCCAAUGCACCGCUGGGCACAUCUGUGGGGCAAGUACGCACCACACUGAUCUAUGAUGGCGAAGAUGAAAUCAUGUAUGAUCUCUUGCACACCUAUUCGGAGGGUGUGCCGUUUGCGAUCGAAGAGCGUUCUGGCAUUAUCACAGUAAUACGCGAGCUCUCCGAAUUCAACCGAAAGGUCUAUCUCUUCGAAGCGGUGGCCAAUUAUCUCUUUGCGAAUUCUACGCAGUCUCUUGUCAUGUCACGUAGCUCGCCACCAGCCACGACUACACCAACACCAGCAGAACUCGGCGAUGAAGGUGUACUGAUCACCAAUGUCACCAUACAUGUGGUCAUGAAACCCGAGAAUAAGGUGCCCUUAAGGCCAGUAAUAGAAGAAAUUAAUCUGAAUGUCAUACGCUUUCACAUUGAGGAGAAUCUUGUAGGCGGUAUUAUAGGUCAACUGCUUUAUAAGAAUGGCAUUAAUGUGUUGAAUAAUGAGCUGGGCACAUACCGACAACUGCAGUCGACCGUCAGCAACGUAACGAUGGGCAGUCGGUUUCGUAGUCGAAGCCGAAGUCGCAACACAGGCGCGAUCCCGCGCAUGCGUUCACCGCGUCGUUUAGCCAGUGACUCGAAUAUCAAAUUGCGCUACAUUAUCGCAAAUCAACAGGAAGUGGUUAAUAAAAUCAGCAUUACGGAAGACGGUACACUACUCACACUAACUGGACUGGACCGUGAGGACAAGGAUCAGUACGAUCUCACUGUGAUCGUUGAGUACACAACGGGUUUGGUCAGCGGCGCAGGCAUAUAUCAAGUCACCAUUGAAGUGGACGACGUCAAUGACAAUGCGCCCAAAUUCAAUAGCUUGUCCUAUGUGGGUCUGAUCAAUGAGAACAGCGUCAGUGGCACAGAGAUCUCGGUUAAUCAACCAAUACAAAUCAACGACGCCGAUUUGGGUAAGAACGCUGAAUUUCGCGUUAUACUACAGGGUGACUAUAGCGAUCAAUUCUCGAUUGACUACUAUAAUGCCAGCAAUGAAAUACAGAACAAGUCGCGUCAUGCGCUACAAACGCCAGCCACUUUCAGUGUUUUUAAUUUAACCGAUCAGUGGAAUGAGGAGUUUAAAUUUGUGGAAAUGCAAAAUAUGCUCAUGCAGUCCAAUAUAAAGCUGUCGAGUGGUCCACAUUUUCGUGUCACCUACAGCGGCAAGCGUGCGUUGGAUCGGGAGAAAGAUCAGAUUUAUAAACUGAAGCUAAUUGCCAUCGACACUGGCGGCUUAUCAACCUACUCGCACCUGAAUAUACUUGUAGCGGACGUCAACGACAAUGCGCCCAUUUUCGAACGCAUUUCUGUGUUCAAAGAAUCGAAGGUAGAGAUACGCGAGUACACGACGGAUAUGGAAAUUUAUUUUGUAGACAACUCAGCCAUGCAAAUGAUGGAUAUGAUACCUUCCGCCAUGGUGGCGCCGCCUUAUCACAUACCGGGCUCGCCGCGUUUUAACUCCGAUUUCAAUUACAACAACAGCUUCACAGAUAUGCGGCAACAACGGGGACGCCGUUCACGUAAACGUUUAGGACGUGGCGCCGGUCAGAAGCCCAUUAUGAAAUGUCCUUUAUUUGCCAUUUAUGAAAACACACCCAUUACCACGAAAGUGUUGCAAGUUAUGGCAAGUGAUGAGGAUUAUGGCAGCAAUGCGGUUGUGCAUUACGAAGUAACUGCCGAGCACGUGGAGCGUCCCAUUGUGGGUGCACAGUUUCCACCACGGGUGAACGGUGCUAAACACUUUGCCAUCGACAAACUAAGUGGCGAGUUGAUGGUCAACUAUGCUUUGGCAGCUAAUUUGGAUAUGCUGCUCAAUCUCACUGCGACCGACAUUGAUGGACUUAAGGACAUAACUUGCCUGCGUUUUACGGUGGUGGAUGUGAAUGAUCAUGCACCGGCUUUCAAGAAGUCUUGGUACAGUUUCGACACCGAGGAAGGCGAGUAUCUGGACAACGUGCUUGGUCAGGUGUUGGCUGUGGAUUUGGAUUAUGGUGAGAAUGCAAAUAUUUCAUAUAGUCUGAGCCAAGCAGAUUUGCCUUUCAAAAUCAAAACGCAUUCUGGUGUUAUUAAGAUCACGGGUUUACUGGAUCGCGAAGUGCAUCCCAAGUAUAAUUUCCAAGUUAUUGCUACCGACAAUGCCGAGCCGUUGUAUCGCAUGUCCAGCAGCGUCGAUGUUGAGGUUAAUGUUAUAGAUAUCAACGACAAUAAGCCCGAGUUUAUCGGCUAUGAUGAUAUGGUGAGUGCGGCUAAGUAUAUUGCUGACGUGCCAGAUCGCACACUCACACUGCCGAUCUAUAAAGCUUAUCUCGAUCGCAGCACCAAGGCUGGCAUAUUUGUGAAGCAGGUGAACGCCAUAGAUAAAGACUACGUGGGGAACGGCAAUGGGCUAGUGUUAUAUUCCAUAUUGCAUCAGGAUAUACACAAACCCAUCUUCCAGAUAGACUCGCGUGAUGGCACAAUCACUACGGUGGCAAGCUUUCGUAGUUAUAAUGAAUAUGAGCAUUUGAAUGUGACUGUGGUGGCCUCGGAUCUGGGCAGUCCUGCGCACUCAUCCACCGCCAUUGUACUCAUCAAUUUACAAGGGCAGGCUGUAACGGAGCCCACUAUAGAGGAGCUGGAGUUGCAAAAUGAACAACGCAAUGUGACAAUAUUCCAACACCAGUAUCACGAAGUGCAAGUGCUGGAGAAUAACAACGCACCAUUGCAGUUAAUUAAAGUUAAUAUCACUAAUGGCUUAAAUCCCGACGUAUUCCGCUGGAGCUUGGUUAUGGAGGAAAAUGACGAAGAGGAGUUCAAUGCUGAGCCACUCUUUGAGUUAGAUCCAAAAACCACAACACUCUUUGCACUUAGGUCCUUCGAUCGUGAGCUGAAAAGUCGCUACCAGCUACGCGUGCGUGCCGAUCGUCUCAAUCGCGAGCCGCGCAACUAUGCACGAAUUUCAUAUCCCGUUACCGACGAGCGCGUCGACGGUUUGGAUCCCAACGAAUGUCGCAUUGUUGUAAAUGUUCAAGACGAAAACGAUAAUGAGCCGCGUUUCAAAUCUGCGGGGCAGGCCAUAAUAUCUGUGGUGCCACGCUUGGCUACCUUCGGUUACCCGGUGACCAUUGUAAAGGCAUAUGAUGCGGACGAGGGCUUGAAUGCUGAAAUUCGCUACCGUCUACUAAACGAGCCAUCACGCCUUUUCGGCAUCGAUGAAUUGACAGGCAAAAUACGUCUCAUCGGCACCUUACCGAUGGAUGAACGCGUCUAUGGGUUUGAUGUGAAAGCAACGGAUCGUGGUGGCGCUGACGACGGGCGUAGCAGUAUUGUAAAUGUGUUUGUUUAUAUUAUCGAUGAGGCACGCCAAGUACGUAUCGUAGUGGCGGGCAGACCAGUUGAAGUGGAGCGACGCAUUGAUGCACUGAUGCAAGUCCUCAGCGAUGCCAUACAAAUGGAUGUACGUGUGCGCUUAUUAGAGCCGCAUUUAGGUGGCCUUGAACCAGCCACCGAUGCGUACAUUUAUGCAGUGGAUUAUCGCACUAAUGCCAUUUUGGAAAUGGAGCAAUUGCAGGAAUUACUCGCUGGCUUGCAGUUGGACACCUUGCAGCUGCAGCAGCAGCAACAGCAACAAGAACAAGACAAUGAUUUAUACGAAAGCAAUAGCAUAAUGCCGCGCAUCAUCGAAUUGGCUGAAUUCGGUCAAUUAGCACGGAGCACAACACAUUCGGCCAAUUUUAUUAGCGGUUUGGAGAUUGUCAGCAUUGUGUUGAUUGUUUUAUGUGGUAUUGGAGCGGCAAUGACGGCAUUGUGUUUCCUGUGUCUGCGUCAAAAACGCAACACCAUUUGGUCGCAGCCGGAAUUCCCAUCAUCGGAAACCGGUCUCACAUACAGUGUUGCACGUACUGGCCUUGUCGGUGCGGCCGGCACUUGUCGCCAACAUCGCAGUCGCCAACUCCAAUUGCAGCAAAAGCAACAGCAAUUUCAACAACAAAGCCAAUUCCAAUUUCAACAGCAACAACAGCAGCAGCAGCAGCAACAAAUACAACUGUGCGGUAAGUCGGUGAAGACCACAAGUUCUUUCAUUCCAGAAUCGGUGUGCUCCUCCUCGUCUCAGACACCGUCGACAGCUGUUGUCGCCUCGUCGCCAAACAGUGAUCAUCAGCAUAAGCAACAACAUCAACAACAACAACAACAGCUGCAACAGCAUCAAACACAUCAACAUCAUCAUCCACAUAGUAGUCAGCAUAAUCAUGCACUUCAUUCGCAUCUCAAUCAUUAUACUCAUGGUGGGCAUAUGCAGCAACAACAACAACAACUACUAGCUACACAUCAACACGGCACCGAUCAACGACAACGCGAAUAUAUCGAUGUGCCACUACCUAAAUCCGUUGCCAAGUCAGUGGCUGCUAAUCGCUGUGCCACAUUGGAGAACGAGCCCACUUCGUUGCCAUUUGUACUCAAAUACAAUUCAUGCCAGCCGGUGAAUAAUCUUUCACCCAGCUCAUAUGAGACCUCCAUGUUUUCACUACAUUCAAAUGGCCAAGAUUCUGGCGUCGACUUUCUCAGCAGUCGCGAAUUGUAUGAAACUUCACCGGACUCAUUCAAAACGAGCUCGCAGCAUUCGCAGAGUUUGAGCACAUUGGAAAUGCUAUGUCCCAGACAUGCCAAACAUAAGCAUAAUGGCAACAGCAACAACAACACAAGUGGUAGCGGUGGCACAGCGAUAGGAAACGAGAGCAGUGAUAACUAUGAAGAUUCGCUCAAAAACGACGAACCUUUGGUGGCUACAAAUUGUCGCAAUCCACAUGGCUUGAACAAAUCGCUAUGCGAACACCACCAACACCACCGGCACGAUUAUCAAAAUACACAAUUUGAGAAGCGUUCGUGUGUGCGACACUCCUUCUCAGGCGUCAAGGAUGAUUUGGUGCAGAAUUCACCGCAGAUUUCGUUGCGUCCACGUGGCCACGUGUUGCGUAACUCCAUGAACGAUCUAGAGGAGCGACUACACAAUUUGGAGCAAUCGUUUCGGCGGCCGUUGGAUUACGCCAAGUCCAGUUCGAUAUUUUAGUUUGUAAAUAAGAGACGUUUAGGGUUAAUAAGAGAUUUUGAAUAUA
Molecule: messenger RNA, 7141 nt
Organism: Ceratitis capitata (Mediterranean fruit fly)
Lineage: Eukaryota; Metazoa; Arthropoda; Insecta; Diptera; Tephritidae
Gene: Cad89D
Product: cadherin-89D
Exons: 14
Coding region: 1-7095 (2364 amino acids)
Biological process (GO): adherens junction organization; homophilic cell-cell adhesion; multicellular organism development
Cellular component (GO): plasma membrane; catenin complex; adherens junction
Molecular function (GO): calcium ion binding; cadherin binding
Source: RefSeq, a predicted model, not a curated record